Messenger RNA from Theileria orientalis strain Shintoku, 168 nucleotides. RefSeq names its product mitochondrial carrier protein. The record is from RefSeq and is a predicted model, not a curated record. The coding region runs from base 1 to 168 and encodes 55 amino acids. Lineage: Eukaryota; Apicomplexa; Aconoidasida; Piroplasmida; Theileriidae. The transcript has a single exon.
AUGAUCGCAGACCCAGGCACUACCUUUAACAACCUAGGUGCAACCCCUAUGAAGAAUCCUCUAACUCCAUAUGUUCUUUUUAUUCUGAUAAACUCGCUUAAUAUGCUCGACUUUCUCGAUCCAAUGAUGUUGUUUUUAUUGUUUUGUAUGUCAACGCUUCCUGCCUGA